AUCCAGUACAGGUGAGUGCUUCCCUCCCCCUUUCUCUUCAGACCGGAAGGAGACCCUCCUUCCCGGGUCUCCAAGGAAAGGCUCCCCCCUUAGCAACGGACCUCAGCCGUGCCUGGGGGUGGGGUGGGGGAGUGGGAGAUCUACCCAGGGACUCUGGAGACCUUUCCCAUUAGGCCUCCGUCCCGGCGGAAGCGGAGGGAGCUCCCUGCGGCUCUGAGGCGGGGGUGGUCCAGUCUUGGCCCGCGGGGCUUAAGGACCUCAAGGACCUUGCCGCGGUCGUGGCGGUGUUGCGGGAGGCGCCCCCGGCCCAAGCUUCCCAGGAAGAUGGCCCAUCCCUCCUCUCUUCCCCCCGCUCUUACCACUAGGGGAGAACUCCCUCCCCGCCCCCCGGGCCGCCCCGUCGUCGGCAGAGCCCGCCCCCAGGGGUGGGGCCUGCGGGCUGUCACAGGCCCCGCAGCGGGGCGCUAGGCCUCUUCAUCCACCGGGUGCCAGCAGGAGCAGCUCCCCCAACACGAAAAUCGGCCCAGAGUGCUGUGGGCAGUCCUGGCGCGUCCCUUAACUUUCCUGAAGCGACCCCAUCUCUGGGCCCCGAGAAAACUUUGCAAAGGAAGAAGAAAGUUAUCCCUGCUCGCUUGGUGGCUUCUUCCUUUACCUCUCCUUAUCCACCGAAGCCUUCUACUCUUUCUGCAACAGGGAUUGGCCAGCGAUACCCUGCUGAUAUCUGGGGGUCCUAUGAGAGUCCACAAAGUCCUCGUUGGGGGAAGAAGAUGGCGAGGAUUAUAAGAAAAGAUGGAAUCAGACAGACCAAAGAUGCUGAUGGCAAUCAAUGGCAACUUUAUUGAGAGUGGUCUACAGUCUGUUGAACCUUUAUGAAUAAAAAAUUCGCAGCAUAAAAUUAUUUCUAACUAUAUGUAGUUUUAAGUACAAUGAUGCUAUAGACAGCAACACACUGGGAAAGAAAAAAGGAUUUACUACUGAAGGAUGAAUAAUGAAGAAGAAUUCUUUGAUGCCGUUACAGGCUUUGAUUCUGACAAUUCGCCUGGGGAGUUUUCAGAGACAAAUCAGAAAGUCACAGGAAUGAUUGACUUGGACACUAGCAAAAAUAAAAAUAGUACUGAAGAAAAUGAAGAGAACCCUCCACAAGAGAAUGGAAUCAAGAAACACAGGACAUCAUUACCUGCCCCAAUGUUUAAUAGAAGUGAUUUCAGUGUGUGGAGUAUAUUAAAAAAAUGCAUUGGCUUGGAAUUGUCGAAGAUCACAAUGCCUGUUGUCUUCAAUGAACCAUUGAGCUUUCUUCAACGAAUUACUGAAUAUAUGGAACAUAUAUACCUCAUUCAUAAAGCUUCUUCUCAAACACAGUCCUUGGAAAGAAUGGCGGCUGUAGCUGCUUUUGCCGUUUCAGCUGUGGCUUCUCAGUGGGAGAGGACUGGUAAACCAUUUAACCCACUACUGGGGGAAACAUAUGAAUUAAUCAGGGAUGACCUAGGAUUCAGAUUUAUAUCUGAGCAGGUCAGUCACCACCCUCCCGUUAGUGCAUUUUAUUCAGAGGGUAUCAAUCAGGACUUUAUCUUUCAUGGCUCAAUCUACCCCAAACUGAAGUUCUGGGGCAAAAGUGUAGAGGCCGAGCCCCGAGGAACAAUUACACUGGAGCUUCUCAAACACGGCGAAGCCUACACAUGGACAAAUCCUACCUGCUGUGUACAUAAUAUAAUUAUUGGCAAAUUGUGGAUAGAACAGUAUGGAACAGUUGAAAUUUUAAAUCACAGAACUGGAGAUAAGUGUAUACUUAACUUUAAACCAUGUGGGCUGUUUGGGAAAGAACUUCAUAAAAUAGAAGGAUACAUUCAAGACAAAAGCAAAAAGAAGCUCUUUAUGAUAUAUGGCAAGUGGACAGAAUGUUUAUGGGGCAUAGAUGCUGUUUCCUAUGAGUUCUACAAAAAGCAUGAAAGGAAAGGUGACUACCAGAGAAAAUCAAAAUUGGAGGAUGAGCCUAAAACAUUUGAGGGUGAUGAGACUGAUAAUGUUCCUGACAGCCAAGAUACGGUGCAAGUCAUACCUGGCAGUGAACUCCUCUGGAGGAUAAACACAAGGCCUCCAAAUUCUUCUGAGAUGUAUAAUUUUACCAGAUUUACUGUGACCCUCAAUGAAUUAGAAAAGGGUAUGGAAAAGAUUUUACCUCCUACAGAUUGUCGCCUUCGUCCAGAUAUCAGAAGCAUGGAAAAUGGUGACAUGGAUUUAGCCAGUCAGGAAAAAGAAAGACUAGAAGAAAAGCAAAGACAAUCCCGGAAGGAUCGUGACAAAGAUGAGGAAGAAUGGAACACAAGGUGGUUUUAUCAAGGUGUUAACCCACAUACUGGAACUGCUGACUGGUUAUAUUCGGGUAGAUACUUUGACAGAAAUUUCUCAGACUGUCCUGAUAUAUACUGAACCAUUGGAACAGAUUCUUCAGGACAUGGGGACAUGGAGAGGUCACACUCCACUUCAAGCCAGCUCUUCUGGUUUUGUUAAUAGCAGAAACCAGCUUUUGUAACAGCAAUUUUAAUGGAAAUAGCAUCAUUCACUGAUCAAGGAUUUAAUUCUUAUUAGUUUUUUGAUUGCCAAAAAUUUAAUUGCUAUUGUGUUCUCACCAUAAAGUUGCACUUGAAAUCAUCAAGUUUUCACUAAGUUUUAAAAAAGGAAAAUUCUUUGUGAUUCCCUUUCAUGUGACAGAAAUUGACUGUGGCUGGUUUAGUUUACAAGCACCCUCUUAACUCUAACAACAUUUAAAGAAGUAACAGGAAGACAUCCAUGUUUCUACUUGUAGUGAAGCAAAAAAAGGGCUUCUUCAAGUAUUCAGAAGUUGAACCAGUGAAUAUAAAUAAGUAUGAGAGGAGAAGAGAUGGAUCUUGGAAACUAUCCCGAUAGGUAUAAAGAACUGAAGGUUCUGAAGGUAUAAAGAACUACUAUAAAAUGAUGGUGAUACAGAGGCGAAUCUAUACAAAACACAGCAUGUCAGACUGAAUUGGAUAAAAAGCUACCAAAUAACAUAUUUUUUUAUUUGGGGGUCCUGUAAACAUUACUUAAUAAAUACUGAUGACAAAACAACUGAUUUAGCAUUUUGGUCACAAGCAAGGUAUGCAUUAAUCAACAUCUAAGUACUAUCCAGAGUAAAACAUCGUUACAAUCUAGAAUGAUUAAAAAUGUUCAUAGAAACAUGGAAGAAAAACACUCAAGGCUGCUUUUAGCCAUGUGUGAGUAAGUCAGGCCUGUAGAGUUUGGUACUAUUUAUACUGACUUUUCAUUCUGGAAAAAGCAUUUAAUGCCUCUAGUGUCUAGUCAGUUUUGAAAGCACUUCAUAUGUAUUCAUAGAAUCGUGGGUUUUUUUUUUCCCCUUGAUAUGCAUGUUCUAAAACAUUACUGAAUCACAUCUGAUUGUUGGAGGGCAAGGGGGUUGGGGAGGGCAGAAUUUAAUUCAAAUGGUAUAACUAGAAUUAUUUAAGAAAUAAUAGGUAUAUCUGUCUUAAGCACAUGUGGUCAUCAAAGUGACUUAUUUUUCUUUGUGUAGAAAUGUCAAAGCCAUAUAAUGUCAGAGCUAUUUGAAUUGCAGAUCAAUUUAUUGUAUAUAUAUACAUAUAUACAUAUAUACAUAAUAUUGAGUUAGGUUACAAAGUCAUACAUUUCUAAAGAAAAGGGAUUAUAGUUUUCUGUUUGGCUUGAAUAUUAUGUUUGCAAUUAAAACCCUUUUUAAAGCCAAGACUUGUUUUGAAAGCUUUUAAUUUGGUAACCAUUAGAAACUGGAAAGCAGCUGUGUUACUGCUGAGUUUAUAGUCAUUCAAUGAUGACCGCAGUUCUCUUUACCAACAACUUUACAUAUUCUUAAAAUGAACUUGAAGGUUGACUUCUUGAUGCAUUUGAGGAUUCAAGUGCAUAAUAUUUUUCACAAAGCAGAUUUUUAAGUAUCUGCCAAUGCAAAAUAUAGUAAAGAAGUCAGAGGGUUAUUUUCUGUGCACGUAAAGCCAGGCUCUUCAGCUGAAGAAAGGCAGUCAUGGUGUGAGUUCAUUCUGUAAGCAUGCAGGUAAGUUAUAAAAAUUCAAGACAGAUAUAGCUCUGAAGUACAUUCACAUUCACUGUAUUUGGGGGGGAGUGGGGGAGGCAGAGAAAAACAUUUUAUUUGCUGUUUUGAAGAGAAAGGCAGCAUGGCAUAGUGGACAGAAAGUUAACAUCAAAGCCCCAAAGCCCUGAGUUCCAAGUCCUGCCUCUGAUACAUAUUGACUUUCAGUGCUCUAGGAACUCUAAAGCUGUAAAUUACAGAGAAGAUGUGACCUGCAUUAGUAGAGGAAAUUUUCUUACCCGAGAGUUCCUUGUCCCAGUGAGAAUCAUAGAUCCAGUAAUAGUCCUUAUCCCAGACACAAGUGGGUUCUUUAUAGUGUUAGAUACCCAGCCUCAUAAUAAAUGAGUUGGUAUUUGGAGGGUUUAGAGAGGCUAACUAGGAUAAUGUAGCCCUGCUAAAAAAGCACUGGUUCCUAUAUGCUUUCUUUUAAAAGGAUAAGAAAGUAACAAAGGUGGUUAAUAAAAUUUUAAUAUUCAUUUUAUAUUUAUUGUAUAAUGCUUCUUUUUCAUACCCAUGCCUAUAAAACACUUAAUACAUGAAAGUAAUGACACUUAAACUUUAUCAUCAUUUUUGUAAAACAUUAGGAUAAAGUGAAAUGUUCUUUAUUAGCAUUUUAAUGAUAAAAAUUCUUUUAAAGUAUGAUCAUGCUUUCUAAUGAUAUGGUUUUUGACUCAUGCAAAAAUUGUCUAUUUGUAUUUUGAAUACUGACCUAUGUUUAGUUGACAUUAAAAAAACUUAACGCCCAAAUUUCAUUAUUUUGCAGGGUAAUAUUUUCAUGAUUAGAUCAAAACAUCUGCAUUGGAUAACUUAAAACAUCUUUAGACUAGAACUACACUAACCAAGCCUGAUUUUGUGUGUGUGUGUGUGUGAUUUUUCCCAAUUGAAACUCAAAUUCAGGCCACGUUGUUGUUUUUUUCUAGGCAUAAUUACCGCCUUUGUAUAAACUGGAGCCAGUCAGUGUUUCAGAAAUUGAACAAAAAGCUGUCUAAUGUCUAGGAAGACUGGACAAAAUUUUCUUUUGUUUUAUUUGACUUUAAUAUUGUUUACAUUAUCGUGGCCAACACAGUAUUUGUAUGGGGUAGCCUGGUGGUGCCUAGCUAAAGCAAAGGACACAGUGAAGUCCUUAAGAAUAAGCAGCACUUUUACCUUAGGAGUACUUGCCUCAGUUAAGGGAGAUAAAAUAAAGGAGACCUGUGCAGGUUUGCAUUCCCAUUCCCCAUCUUGCCUCUAAGGCUGCCACAAAAACCAAGACACCUCCAAAAUACUUUAUACCUCUAUAAAAGGCCUAUAAGUAAAACAAAAUGAUUUUAGGAAAGAGUGCCAAAAUGUACUUUGUGGUUCUUGAAAAGUACCUAAGAACUUAAACAUAGAUUGAUUGCAAAUCUAUCUAUGUUACAGUUCCUAGACACAGAGAAAUAGGGGGAAAACAAAUAGAUGGCACCAAGGAUACCUUUAUUUGUUUGUACUUGGCAGGAUGGGUUGGAAAAUAAACUUCCCUUUCCCCUUGCUCAUUAUUUUUCCUGUUAGUCUCCAUCUCUGCAAUUUCUGAUGCAUGUUCAGACUCAUUCUGCCUGAAAUAACCCAUUUGAUGGAGCAAAAGUGAAUUCUAAAUGUCAAGAUGGCUUUGGUGAAGAAUGUAAUAGGGGAAAAGCAUUCUGGGAAACCUUGAGUUCACCACUGUUGCCCCUUUCUGAGCAUUUAACAAACAUCUAAUAAUACUGUUAUGUGAUAAUUGUUGGAACAACUAGCAAAGAAAGCUAUUGAGCAAUGGUGAAUAAAAUGCUUGGCAGGCCGAGUUGCUAUGUCUUAAUGCCUAUUAGGUGUAAGUAAUAAAAUGUGAAACAGACUCAAAUCCAUGAAAAAAAUGACCUGCUUAAACUUUUUUAUAAAUUAUCAUUGAGCAGCAACUUGAGAAGUAGCAUGGUAAAGUCAUAAGGGCCCCAUCAGUAGACUCAAAAGAUCUAGGUUUCAUUCCUGCCUCUGCCACUAACUUGCUUUGUAGCCUUGGGUAAACCACUCUGGGCUCCUUUCCUAUAUACCAUCUAAGGUCCUUUCCAGUUCUAAAUCUUAAGAUCCUAUGAUUUUGAGGUCUUCUGUCUUUGGGAAAAGAUUGCAAUAAAAGGCAUAUUUAAGUUACUUAGAAGAUUCAAACUGGUGAAAGCUCUCCAGGGUUAAAAAUAUCCUCGCUACUUCUAAUCUUGGAUGCUAAGUUUUCUGUCUCAGAGAUUAAAAAGUAGAUGUGAAGCAAUGUGUCUGUCAAUAGAAGAGAAAAAGGGUCAUUGAUGAGAAAAUCUUUGGAAAAUCCUGAUUUUCUUAUGCCUCAGCAUUUAGAUAUAUAUAUAUAUUUUUAAUCUCCCAAAGAUCUUUUCUAUAACCAGAAUGGUUACAAAAGACUUUGGAUCACCAGUAGCCUGCUGGUAGUUGACACGUGAUAACAUGGUUUAUAAUUAUAGGCAUAGCACACUAACUUGCUUUUUUCUAACAUUUCCUAAAUUUAUUCUGUUUUCUUAUCUUCUCCAUACUUACUGUCAAUUUUUUUCCAACGUGCACGCACCACUCUUUUGUCAUCACUUGGUAUGAAGGCUAUAUAGAACAAUACAUAAUUUGGUAAAUUGUUAUCAAAGCCUCUUUUGUAAAAGUAUAAACUGUGUGUCUUGGGGCAGUGGUAUACUACAGCAAUACUUAAUUCUCUGUAAAGUUACUGGAUAGAACACAGACAAGUGAUUUGGGUAUGUUUUUAUAGCUAGCAUGUGGAAAAAAUAUGCUUUUUGCUUCUACCCAGAAUGCCAGCACACGUCCUGAGUUACACUCUUACGGAGCCACAUUUUUUGCCUUACAUAAUUGCUGUGCUUGGUUGAUUCUUUCAAACACUGUGUUUAUUUUAUCAAUGUUGCAUGAAAAUGUCAGACUAUGAAAAUGCUUUAGUGAAAUGGAUUUAUUUUUAUAAUAUUUAAUAACUGUCAAUACCCGUCUAUAUUAACAAAAUCAGUCAUACUUUAGCUUUUUGGAGGAGUAUGUACAGGUUUGUGGAGAUGAAUGUUAAAACCGUAGAUCUGAAUAAAGGUCCUUUUGAAGAAGA
Molecule: messenger RNA, 7169 nt
Organism: Monodelphis domestica (gray short-tailed opossum)
Lineage: Eukaryota; Metazoa; Chordata; Mammalia; Didelphimorphia; Didelphidae
Gene: OSBPL2
Product: oxysterol binding protein like 2
Cellular component (GO): perinuclear endoplasmic reticulum; plasma membrane; cytosol
Molecular function (GO): cholesterol binding
Source: RefSeq, a predicted model, not a curated record